Messenger RNA from Physella acuta, 6821 nucleotides. RefSeq names its product coiled-coil domain-containing protein 186. Gene Ontology annotation, biological process: vesicle cytoskeletal trafficking. Gene Ontology annotation, cellular component: trans-Golgi network. Lineage: Eukaryota; Metazoa; Mollusca; Gastropoda; Physidae. The record is from RefSeq and is a predicted model, not a curated record. Gene Ontology annotation, molecular function: small GTPase binding.
AAAUAUAGAUCUAAUUAUAAUCUAGAUUUUUUUAGAUCUAGAUUCUAGAUCUAGAAUCUAAUCGGAUUGCCAGUUUGUUUACUUAACUUCCGGCUACCUCCGUCAUCUGUUCUAUAUUUACAUGUUGCAGACUACUUCCGAGGCUUUAGGCCAAAAUUGUUACAUCUAGAUCUAGCCUUGUCUAGGUUCUACGGAUUAUUAAAUGCACAAAUCUUCUAUACAAAGCACUAGAUCUAUAUUUUGUUCAAUGGCUAAUUUACAAUUGGCACCAGACAUGUAGAUUAUAAACAAAUUAUAGAUCUAGUUAGUAACUAGACUAGACUGAGUUGUGAAUGAGCUGGCUGGAGCCAGAAGGUGGAGCUGCUGAGAUGGAGGAGAACCCUGACCCAGAGGAAGACACAGAUUUGCCUGGGAGGGUACACCUGGUGGGCCGGGCUCGCUCUGAGGAGGACGGCCCUGAGGAUGAUCUCAGCAUGUCUGGCCAUGCUGAUGAGCCAGCAGAGGAUCAUAGAGUAGAGACCAACCAGGACUGGCCAGUGGAAGCCAGUGCAACAGUUGCUGGAGUGAACACACAUGAGCCUGAAGGUAGCCUGGACCUUACAGCAGCUCAUGCUUGUGGUCAGCUCAAGGAAGAGGCUAGAGUCUACAGGGAGGGGGAUGAAGAAGCUGCAGCUAGAGUCUACAGGGAGCAGGAUGAAGAGGCUGCAGCUCCAGAAUGUGAGAGCAAUAUCUGCCCAGAGGCUCACAGUGAGAGUGGAGGGCAAGUUGAGGAACUUGUCCUCCCAAACACAGAAGAUCAUAAUGUAUGUCUGCCCCCUAUGUCUAAAGCCAAUACAUCAGGAAGUGAUCUGAGUGUUGACCAUGGGGAGAUGACACAACAGUUCUCUGAUGCCAAUAGUUGCAACUUUCUGACUAGUGAGGCUGCUUUUACUGGAAAUGUUCAAGUAGUGAGUAACAUUGACGAUGCCCCUGAGGCUGAAGUUGCUGAUAUAGUCUUUGAAUCCCCAGUUGAAGAAGACAAUCUAAAUAUAAAUGUGACAGCACAAUCGAAGCCAUUGACAGAGGCAUCACUUCCUCUGCUGGCCACAACAGCAAGCGACAAUUUGGACGUUCCCCCCACCAGUAGUGACCAUAGUUUACAUGAGCUUUGUGACUCACAAGUACCAGAAUGUGACAGAGAGGCAGCAUGUCCCACCUCAGCUGUGGAAGGAGCUGAGUCAGCAGUAAGUGAGAAUGGGGGAGUGUCUGAUGUGCUCAGCCAAGACUCUGCUAGCACACCUCAGUUACAGCAAGCAGCCAAUGCAGAGUCAGGCCUCUUACCCAAUGCAGAGUCAGGCCUCUUACCCAAUGCAGAGUCAGGCCACUUACCCAAUACAGAGUCAGGCCUCUUACCCAAUGCAGAGUCAGGCCACUUACCCAAUGCAGAGUCAGGCCUCUUACCCAAUGCAAACAUGAAUACCGUACCAUUGCCAAUAGAACCUUCAGCUCACUCUGUUGACAGUCCUGCACUCAAUCAUCUGCAGGAGUCUCCACUCAAUCAUCUGCAGGAGUCUCCACCUGGGGACAAGCAACCUGACACACCUCAGUGUCCAAACCCUACCCAAGCCAUCAGUAUUCCAGAACAGCGUGUCCCUGCCUCAGCUGGUCCUGUAAGACCUGCAGCUUGUAACAGCAGCAAUUUGAGUAGUUUACUUUCAUCAGGACACUCAAACCUUUUGUCUAGCAGUUCCAGCCCUUCUCCUCAAUCAUCUCCAGCCAGAGUUUUAUCUCAGGCCAUUGAGCCAGAUCAGUUGCAGAGAGAGUUGGCUCUGGCUUUACAGAGUGAUGAUGAGGAUGAGUUGUUACAUGAACUAGAUGCUGAACUGCUUUCUCGCUCACGAAGCAAGUCUCCCCAACCAGCCUCACCAUUGAGGAGAAAAGACGUGAGCUCCCCCUCAAAUGGCCUGCAGUCAACAUUUGACAUCAGACAGCUGCAGGCAUUGAACCAUCAGCUCCUUGACCAGCUCAAGAUUAGGGACGAUGAGAUCUCUAGAUUGACCAGUGAAAGAGAUGCACAAAGACGGGAACUUUCCCAAGCUGUGUCACAGCAUAAUGAACAAGAGAAGCAAACAAGUGCUGAUGAUCUCUAUCUUCCACAAAUUAAAGAGUUAGAAAAAACAAUAGCACAGCAGGAGAAAGAUUUGAAGUUGUUGAAAGAAAAGCUAUCUUCCCAUGAUAAUGCUGCAAAAAGAACUAUUUCAGCUCUACAGAAUGAGUUGAAGUCAAGAGUUGAGCAGGUGACCAAGAUGUAUGAAGAAUGUCUGAAGGAAAAAGACAUGAUGGUUGUGAAGUUUGCUGAAUCUGAGGCCAAGUACAUGGAUCUUAGGCGCAUCCUAGAGAGGAACGAGGCCAAGUUCAAAGAAGCUAUCAAAGAGAAAGACACAAUGGCAGGCGCACUCAAGGCAGCAAAAUCUGAUAAACAAAAACUCGUUGUUGGCUUUGAAACAAAGUGUUUAGAAAUCAGCAACCUACAGAAGGAAAUAGAGAAACUGAAGGAGGCUGUGAGUUCUUCAGAGUACAGAAUUAAAUGGUUCCAGAACAAGUUGAAAGAGGAACUGGACCAGCACAAGGAAACAAAAGGAAACCUAGAGAAAACUUCAGCCAAGCUCAAGGAAGCAAGGGAGGAAACUGAGAUGAUCAGGCUGGAAUGUCAAUCUAUAGUUAAAAGAUACCAGGAAUCCGAAGAAAUCAAGUCCAACAGUUUGGAUAAAGAGUUGAAGAUAAAAGAAACUGAACUCAGAACACAAAUGCAGGAGAAGAAUGAUACAGAGGAGAUUCAUCAAAUGACUAAAAAAGAACUUGAUUCAUUAAAAUCUCAACACAAAGACAUUAUAGAAGAAGCUAAAACGUUAAAAGAUAAGGUUCAUUGUCUAGAGGAGGAGAGACAACAGAAUCACAGGAUGAUUGAGAACUAUCAGGAGAUCAUGCAGCGCCAGAAAACAGAGAACGCCAGCUUGAGAUCACAGAUCACCACAUUGUCUGCUUUAGAGGACGACUACAAAAGGGCUCAGGAGAUGAUUAUCAGCUUGGACCAGGAUAUGAGUGACCUGAAGGUGACCAACAAAGACCUACACAAGGACAUGGAGUCCUGUAGAGAGAGGGAGUCUAAGCUCCUCACCCUGCAAUCAGAACUCAGCAGAACUAAUGCACUUCUUCGAUCUGAAAACUCCAAUUUUAGCAAUAAGGUAACUUUACUGACCAGUGAAGUGGAUAAACUGAAUGCUGUUGUUGUGGAGCUGGAAAGCCAUGUCAGAGAACUGAGUGAUAAAUAUGAAGAGGAAAAGACAAAAAGGAAAGAGGAAAUAGAAAAAUUGAGUGCCUCUCUUGCAGAAAGAAACCAAGAAUGUCAAGACUUGAAGCAGAAGUGGGAGGAUGAGAUUGACAGCAGUAAGACCCUCAAACGUCGACAUGCCAAUAAUAUUAAGGACCUAACACGCCAACUACAGCAGGCCAAGAGAAAAUUAGAAAGUUUUGAAGGUAAAGGAGAUUCAGGAAGCAUGGGAUCACGCACCAACUCCAAUGGUAGCCUCAACUCUAUAGACAACAGUCAACAUUCCACACAUCAUCCAGUCCAGGAAUUCCAUGUAAUAACAGAACAAGUAGAAGUGGAUAAGCAGGUCCUGAUUGAGAGAAUUGUUCGCCUACAGAAGGCCCACGCUCGCAAGAAUGAGAAGUUAGAGUUCCUGGGAGAACACAUACAACAGCUGCUGGAAGAAAUUAAAAAGAAAAACAAAAUUAUCCAGACGUACGUGUUGAGAGAGGAAGCUGGAACCUUAUCGUCUGAGGACAUGGAUGCUAACAAGGAAAAACUCAAUGCUAUGUAUAAGGCGGAGGUUCAGAAGGAGAUACAGAGCCUGCUGGCCCGUAAAGGUGGCAUCAUGGCCUCAGUGUACUCAGUCCACCAGCAGGAUGGGACCAUGACCCUUGACCUGUCACUGCAGAUCAACAGGAAGCUUCAGGCCGUCUUAGAGGACACACUGCUCAAAAAUAUAACACUCAAGGAAAAUCUGGACACUUUAGGAGAAGAGAUAGCCAGACUUUCUCAGGAGAAUAGGAGGCUACAGCUUCAUCUACAAGAGUUGGAGCGUCAUUGAUGUAGCUACAGCUACAAGAUUUGGAGCUUCAUUGAUGUAGCUACAGCUACAAGAGUUGGAGCGUCAUUGAUGUAGCUACAGCUACAAGAUUUGGAGCAUCACUGAUGUAGCUACAGCUACAAGAGAUAAUGUAGCAGAUCAUUGCUGCAUAAACUGGCUAACAUCCAUCACAUAUGUGAUCAUGUUUUAUUUUGUUGAAUGUUUAGCAUUCAUUCCAAUACCCAAGUGUUAUUUAGUUUUCAUUUAUUUUUAAAAAAAGCAAGUAGCAAACAUUUGGUAACAGUAGCACACAGCUAAUGUUUUUAGACGUGUGAGCUAGAUAAUCCUGAUGUAUGUUGUCAAGUAAUUUAUUUGUACAAACAUUGAAUGGAACAAGCUAUGUAACAAUUGCUGCUCACAGUUUUAUCAUAUCUUGUUGGGAUUGACCUCAGUUGUUUACACUUGUGCAAUGUGUGACUCCAAUGUUGACAUUUUUCUGGGGACUUAACUUAGUCCACUCUGUGGGAGGGGGGGGGGGGGGGGAAGUUUCUUGUUGCUCAUGUUUGACAUGAUGGGAUGUGCAAUGACUCAUGUACCAGAUAAAUUAACCUACAACAUAUAAUGAUCUAUCCAGCCCUGUGACGCUUUAUGGCAUCUAUUUAUGUUGGGCAUUUGCACAAUAUUUUGUACAAGUAGAGUUAACACCGACACUGGAAUUACUGUCUGUUUAAAGUUUUUUAUUUAUUCUAUAAAGUAAUUUUUGUCUGUUUAAAAUGUCAUGUACUGUAUAAUGUAGUCUUUGUCUGUUUAAAAUGUCAAAUUCUAUAAAGUAAUUUUGUGGUUAAAAUGUCAUUUUAUUCUAUAAUGUAGUUUUUGUCAGUUUAAAAUGUUAUAUAUUCUAUAAUGUAAUUUUUGUCCUUUUAAAAUGUCAUUUUAUUCUAUACUAUAAUGUAGUUUUUGUGUUUAAAAUGUCAUGUACUCUAUAAUGUAGUUUUUGUCUGUUGAAAAUGUCAAGUAUUCUAUAAUGUAAUUUUUGUCGGUUUAAAAUGUCAAUAUUCUCUAUUGCAGUGGUUCUUAACCAGUGUUUUCUAACCCCCAUGGGUUCUUUGAGUCAGUUUCAGGGGUUAGUGGAGGUCAAGACACACUCCUGACCCAAGAUUAGCUAUAAGAUUUUUUGUGUGCAUACAAUAGACCGAGCUGCCUUCAACAAUUACAGUUCAAAUGCUCAACAUGGUAAUAAAGUGCACCAGUGCAAGACAACAUGCACAGUAAAGUGACGACACAACAAACAUACAUCACAAGUCAGGUCGACACACUUAUACUGGCUCCCGUUGAUCAAGUAUAUACAUGCUCUGACACACUCUUUUUAUUUCUAUUCUGUGACCCAGCCCUCUAUUUGUGACAGUCGUGAUGGAACGUCAUGUGAUUUCUUUCUGAAAUUUUAACCCCUUGAUAUACUCACUAUGGUCAGACAAACGUACAAUAAGGUUUCACAACUUGAUGUGAUUCAGCAUCCUUACUGCUAGAUUUGUAAUGUUAAAGUAGAGAUAACUUCCUUAAUUUGCAUGGGGAUGGAAAAUACAAAAACAUAACAUAGUGUCUGAAAUACAACACCAGAAAUUACACUGAUUUGCAGUAAAUAUUUAUUUUCAUGUUUUUAUGUAAAAAAACAUACUUUAAUGGUUUUGUUCUUUGAACACUGUGAUGUUGAUGCACUGUUUUGUGCACCAGAAAAAAAUAAACCUGUAACUUGAACUUAAAAACAAUCAUAUUUUAUUUUUCUAUUAACAAGGGUUCAGUGAUUGGCUGUAUGAGCAUGGUUGGGUUCUGUACCCCCAAAAAGGUUAAGAGUCACUGCUAUAGUGUAAUUUAGUCCAUUUAAAAUGUCAUGUAUUCUAUAAAGUAAUUUUUGUCUGUUUAAAAAGUCAGGUAUUGUAUAAUGUAAUUUUUGUCUGUUUGAAAUGUCAUGUAUUCUAUAUAAUAUAAUUUUUGUCUGUUUGAAAUGUCAUGUAUCCAAUAAUGAUGUAACUGUUGUAUUUUCUCAUUAAUUUUACUGGACCAUAUAGUAGGAGAAACUUGAGAUCAUGAAAGAACACCAUGCAUUUCUACAAGUUUUUUCCUACAUAUAUGUACAUAGGAGGUGAUAUUGUGGAUCUAAUUUUUCCAUGUUUUUUAAACACUUGUGUUUAUUUAUGUUUACAAGACUUCUUUUAUUAAUUUAUUCAUGUUUUCUAAAGAUUUCAAUUUCUGGAAUGUAAAUUAUGCAAAUAUUCUGUUCUCCAUCACUGGACCAUACACUGCCUGGUAUUGACAAAAUUGACCAAUUCAAAUUAAAAUGGUCAUUACGUCAGACUCUAUUUAGUUUGGCAGGGGAAUCAGUUGUAUGUCGCAGGUUAUACUGUGUGUGUUGCAGGUUAUACUGUGUGUGUUGCAGGUUAUACUGUGUGUGUUGCAGGGUAUACUGUGUGUGUUGCAGGCAUGUCCUUUGUGUGUCACUGGCAUCCUGUGGUCAGGUAUCCUGUGUUGAGAAUAAGAUGCUGUAUAAUGUGGAGUUGUUGAAAGGUGUGUCCAUUUGGUUCUGUUUCCAUUAGCAAGGUUGUGCUUUACUUUAUGUCCAGAUGUUUAGACAUUUGGUCGCAGUCUUGUCCUGUUGUUGUAAGGACAUUAUUGUCUGUGAUACAGUGCUCUAUUAAAUUAAUUUGAGACAAA